GAUAAGAGAUAAAGAGAUGAAGGUUAAUAUUAAAAAAUUAAUCAAUCGGUGACACGAAAUCCUACGAGAUUUUGAUUAGAUUACAUUAAAUACUGAAUAUAAAUAUUACCCAAUCAAGAUUCAGCUAAAGUAUUUAUCUUCUAUAAUUUACCUUCAAUUGUGUAUAUUUCAAAAAUUAACUUCUUUAAGUAUAUAUAUAUACUUGUUCUUAAAUAUUUAUAUGAAUAUCGUAUUGAGAAUUACAAUAAAUUCCUAUAAUACACUUAUCAAAAUAAGAUGAAAUAAGAAGUGCUUAUUAAUUUUAACGAUCUUAAUUGUUAAUUAUACUAAUAUGAAGAUAUUAUCUUAAUUUAUGAAUAUGUACUGUCUUUAUCUUAUCAGAAGCAAUAGAUAACAAUCAAAUAAUUUUGCUUUAUUAAAUAUAAGAAUGUAGAUCAAAUGCAUUCAUAGACCAUUCCAAUAGUUCGCAACAAAAAUAUGUGUAUUUUAUUUAUUUAUCGAAAUCCUAAUGCCAAUGCUGAAUCUUAUCGGCUAAUCCUUGCUGCUAAUCGUGAUGAAUAUUUUAAGCGUCCAGCUUUACCUGCACAUUAUUGGGAAAAACAUCCUAUGUGUUUAGGAGGUAUCGACAUGGAAUCUGGUAAAGAGGGUGGUACUUGGUUCGCAUUAUCAAAAAAAGGAAAAGCUGGUAUUAUUUUAAAUCUAAGUAACGAACCAGAUAAAACUCCAACUCCAAAAAAGGGUCGUGGAACUUUAGUUAAUGACUACAUUACUUCUAAUGAUUCUGCAGAAUGUUAUCUAAAAAAAUUGCAUCGAGAAAAUCAAAAUACUCAAAGCUACAAUCAUUUUAAUUUAAUUCUGAUUAAUAUGUAUACCGCAAAUGUGUAUUACUUGAAUAGUUCUUUAAGUUCUUUGGGACCAAAAAUGUGUCAAGAUGAUGUAAUAGGUAUUGGGAAUAGUUUAAUGGAAUGUCCUUAUAAAAAAGUUCAAGUAGGAAAAGAAAAAUUUGCGAGUAUUGUCAGUAAUGUUAAAAUUUCGCAGCAGGAUGAUAUUAUAGAAAAUCUUUUAGAACUUUUAAAGUUACAAGAAAGACAUUUACCGGAUCUUGAAUUACAAAAAAGAUCACCAAAUAAGUGUGCUGAGCUAAGUUCUAUUUUUGUUUCUCUUGCUGACUAUGGUACAAGAACUCAUACUAUAUUAAUGGUUAAUGGUUUAAAUCAACUAACUUUUGUGGAAGAAACUCUUAUGCCAGAUUUAUCGUGGAAGCGGCAAUUAUUUAACGAUAUCUUAACUGAUUCAGACAUUCAAGAGUUAAUAAAACAAAGUGCAUUAGUAAGAGAAUAUGCGUAUGCACCUUACAGCAAUUUUAAAGUGGGUUCUGCAAUACUUUGUACCGAUGGAACAAUCUUUAAGGGUUGUAAUGUAGAAAAUAUAUCAUAUCCUGUUGGAAUAUGUGCUGAAAGAGCAGCUAUUGCAAAAGCAAUAUCAGAAGGGAAUAAAAAGUUUAAAGUAUUAGCAGUAAUCGCGGAUAAAUUAGAAGAUAAAUUAACUACACCUUGUGGUAUGUGUCGACAAGCUAUCAUAGAGUUUGGAAAUAUACCUAUUUAUUGUGCAGGGUCUGAUAUGAAAGAUGUAUUACGGACUACGAUAAAUGAUUUACUUCCUUUUUCAUUUAGUCAAAUGGAUAUGAAAAAUUAAAUAUUUUAUAUUAUCUUAUAACAUAGUUCACACACACACAAGCGAUAUAAUUAAGAUUAAAAUACAAACAUAAAAAUGAGGUUCUAUAAUAACUAAUGAAAUUAUAUACAAAUAUUAUUUGAAAUGCGUCGUGUGAAUAGCCUGAAUAUAUAUUUUUACAUACAAAAUUAAUGCAAUGUAAACUGUUUUUGUAAAAUAUGAAGCUGAUGCUUCAUUUAUUUAUUACACAAACAGUCUAUACUGCAUUUGCUUUAAUAUUAAUCUUUUUUAAAUGGCUUUGUUUUAUGCUUAUUGAAAAAAAAUAUUAAUAAUAUAUCAUUAAUUCUCCAAUAAAUAUUUAUAAUUUUUCCUUUUUUUUUUGAUUAUAUAUUAAGUUAAAGCAAAUAUUACAUCUAUUUUGUUAUCACUCACAUUGCACGUGCAGAAAAAGCACUAAGGGCUAUAAUAAUCACUUCGAAUUUUGUUAUUGUAAUUUAUAAUUUACCAAAAUGGACACCUGAAAGAAAAAGAGAAAACAAAAAAUAAUAUUAUUAUAUGAAAUAUUGUUAAUAUCAUUUAAUAUCAAUUAUGGGUGAUGUAACUAUUAUAUAAAUAUAUCAACUAUCAAACAAUUUAUACUAUAUACACAUGUAGAUAAAAAUAUAUGUUAUAUAUUUUAUAUAUUUUAUAUUAUUAUAUAAUUAUUAUAUUUUAUAUAUAAUAUCUGAACAUUUCAAUUACUUUUCCGAUUUCAGUUUGAAAUCGGACGUUUCAUAUUUAAUGAUCUAAUAUAUAUAUUACCUGUAAAUAAAAUAUUUUUCUUUUCA
Molecule: messenger RNA, 2501 nt
Organism: Polistes canadensis
Lineage: Eukaryota; Metazoa; Arthropoda; Insecta; Hymenoptera; Vespidae
Gene: Tango2
Product: transport and Golgi organization protein 2-like
Exons: 5
Coding region: 478-1695 (405 amino acids)
Biological process (GO): Golgi organization; protein secretion
Cellular component (GO): Golgi apparatus
Molecular function (GO): zinc ion binding; cytidine deaminase activity
Source: RefSeq, a predicted model, not a curated record